AUGGACCUGAUCGACCAGCCGAGCUGGGCACACGCUCCAUCUGCGCCCGCGGCAGACCCAAGUGUGUCGGAGAACGUCCGGGAGAGAGAAACAUUCAAAUACGACGACCUGGGAUGGACGUCCGCGAACCUCAAUGACCCGCACGACCCCGUGCCGCCCGCCACCCUCGCCUCGGCCACAGACUCGAGCCUCACCGCGUACGCGCAGCUCGCCCGGGCCCUCAUCUCGCUGUUCGACCGGGACCACCAGCAUGUCGUUGCCGAGGCCACUCGCUCGUCGCCGCUGGGCGUCCGCGAGCCGGUCCGGCGCAUGAGCAUUACAGAUGGGGAGCAGCAGCCCGGCUGCGACGCUGAUGUCGGCGAUGACGGCUUCUGGCUCUGCGGGACGGCUAUCCCGCGGUCCUAUGGCAUAUGCGAGCAUGUCCUAGUCUCCUCGGCGGGCUCAUCUGCCGACGAAUUUCCAGACAUGGAACACUGCUGCGGUGAGAAUGACUUGCCGGUAUCUGUUGUCCCUGACUUGGCGACCGACGGGCGGUUCCACACCAGGCCGUACAUCCGUGGACGUCCACACAACAGAUUCUACGCAGGCGUCCCCAUACGGAGCCCGGGUCCAGACGGCGUGAAUAUCGGGGUGUACUGCGUUUUCGACAACAAACCGCGGCCGGAAGGGCUGGCAGGCGACGACAUCAAGUUCAUGCAGGACAUGUCGCGGACGAUCAUGGGGUAUCUCGAGUAUCGGGGCUCGUACGGCAAGUACCGGAGGUCGGCGAGGAUGGUGCGGGGGAUGGGGAACUUCGUGGAGGGCUCAGACUCGCUCGAUCCUGUCCUCGAUGGGCCGACUCGUGGGCUCGCGCGCUCGAGCAAGCGGACGUCGAGGCUUUUGAUCUCGGCUGACAAUGCAGAGGGCGUCAGGAGGAAGGGGGAGAUCCUCGCCAAGGGCGGACGGCCACCAUUGCUGCCGAUCCGCACCGCUGCUGUGGCUAAUCUCGGGGAGGAAGAAACCCUCCUAUCACCCAGCGUGCGAAGUCCAGCACUGUCGACGACGGAGGCUUCUCCGACAAUCCAGGCAAGUCCGUCGUUAGGACCUCGAAGCAUCACCGUGUCUGCAGCCGCAGGGUCCAAGGCCUCGUCGAGCUUGGCGCCGGAUGAUUCCUCGAGGUCGUCGACCCCGCGGCCCGACUCGCGGCAUUCCGGAGCGAGCACGAGCACCCAGCAGCCCGCCGUCGCACAGGUCAGCUCUGCCGACCUGCAGCUGGCCGAGUCGAGCCGGGUGUUUGCGAAGGCAGCCAACAUCAUCCGCCAGUCUGUCGAGGUCGACGGCGUCUUGUUUCUCGACGCCACGGUGCGGUCGUUUGGUGGCUUGGUAGGACAGCAGAACGAGACUGGCGGCCGGAAGGUAUCGACAGUCGGCCUGGACAAUAUCAGCUAUCUCAGCAAUGAUGAGGACGCAACGAGCCAGACGCAGUCGGCGGUGAGGCGAGAGGACUACUGCAACGUCCUCGGCUACUCGACCAUGCAGGGAUCGACCAUCGGCGGUGACAGAUCACCGUGGCAAUUCGAAGGUUUACGGGAUCGAAACCUGCAGAGACUGCUCAGACGAUACCCCCAAGGCAAGAUAUUUAAUUUCGACGUGGACGGCAGCGUGAUUCAGACGGCAACUCCCCCGCAGCCCAAGACCGCUACCCAAGGAAUGCCACUGAGGCGGCCUGCCUCUCCCACUCGCCAGUGGUCUCGGGACAGUCAGGACCCAGAGGAUAUUCACCUAGAUACCAGUUCUGCGCAGAAGAAGACAAACACACCUCAGAAGCGCUGGAGCCCUGCCCAAGCUGUGGUCAACUUGUUCCCUGGGGCGAGGAGCGUGGUCUUGAUACCUCUCUGGGACGCUCAGAAGAAGCGAUGGUCCGCCGGCGGUUUUAUUUGGACAAGAAACCCCACUCGAGUCUUCACAACCGACGGCACAGUUACUUUCCUGCGGGUGUUUGGCCUGAGCGUGAUGGCAGAGCUCUAUCGGUUGAACACGAAAGCCGAGGAGACGAUCAAGAGCAACAUUUUAGGGUCCAUAUCCCACGAGCUAAGGAGCCCACUGCACGGGUUAGUCGGCGCGGUGGAAUUAUUGCACGACUCGAAGCUGGACAGUGUGCAGCAGAACGUCCUGAACAUCAUCGAGACGUCGGGCAAGACCUUGGUCGACACCAUCAACCACCUGCUCGACUAUAGCAAGAUCAACAGCUUCAUCGAGAACGACCGCGCGGACAAGAAGGAAAGCGUGUUGGGCAAGGUGAACGCCAACCCCGGGGAGCGUUCUGAGCAGGGCAAGACGAGGAGCCAGACGUUGCCGGUCGAGCUGGACUGCCUGGUCGAGGAAGUUGUCGAGAGCGUGCUUGCUGGAUACAGCCACGAGAGAAUAUCCGCUCAACGUUCACUCCGCGACGACCUCGACUACACCAAGUACAAAGACGCGAUUGCACAACGUCCGGCACCGGGCCACGCGGACUCCGCCCAAGAACGCGUGCAGAUAUUCCUUGACAUCGAAAGGUCGACCUCCUGGAGGUUCAACACCCACCCAGGGGCAUUCAGGAGGAUCGUGAUGAACCUAUUCGGCAACUCUCUGAAAUUCACCCGGUCUGGCUUCAUCAAGGUGAGCCUCACGCAGGAAGCAGCCAAGCCAUACCAGCACAAUGUCGGGGCCACCAUAUUGCUCACUGUCUCGGACUCGGGCAAGGGCAUCAGUGAGGACUACAUCCAGAAUCACCUGUUCACCCCGUUCUGCCAGGAAGACAAUUUCGCCCCAGGGACAGGCCUGGGUUUAAGUCUGGUGAGGCAAAUCACUGUGAAUUUAGGGGGUGAGAUCAAGGUCGCCAGCCAGGUUGGGCGAGGCACAACCAUCACCGUCUCGCUGCCGCUGCCAUUCACAGGAGAUGGGCCAGUCCCAGGAGACCCAACAGGAUUCGGAGAGGCCGUGCAAAUGCUCAGAGGCCGCAAGGUUCUGCUGCGAGGGUUCGACAUGCCGGAAGCUGAUGAAGGCCGGACUAUCCCCAGCGGCCUGCACGACGCGGGCAAGCUCGUCGAAUCCCAGGCGCACUUCCUCGAGAGCACGUGCCGCGACUGGCUGUCCAUGGAGGUCCUAGACAGCAAAGGAAGCCAGCAGCAGCCGGACCUGAUCAUCCACCACGACUCGAACGUGUCCUUCAGCGACGGGGAGCGUAUCGCGGGCGAGGUCCAGUGCCCCGUCUUCUUCGUGUGCGAGGCCGUCGUGGCCACCCGCAAUUUCUCGUACAACCUGCCCGACGCCGCCAGCCGCAUCCGCACCUUCGACUUCUUCGCGCCCCCCUUCGGCCCCCGCAAGCUCGCGCGCGCGCUCGUCCACCUCCUCGGUAUGUGGAGGACCAAGCAGGAGCAGGCGGCGCAGCACAUCGUGCCGCACCACACGACGUCUGUGGACGUCCUGCCGACGUCGGCGACCAAGGGCACACAGGUUGAUAGUGUGAGCAGGGACGCCCGAGUUGUCCCUGAGCGCGGGGCAACGGAGGGCCACGGCGUCACGGUCGUCACGUCCAAGCGUGCGACUGUGGUGGCCAACAAGGCACCGCCAAGAACGGCAGCCGAGACGGACCCCACGCCGCUGCCGACGCCGCCCGAGGAGUCGACGCUCGGCGGCGCUGUGACUGCGACUACACCGGUUGUGGAGAGGACAAACCCAAUGGAGACCAUAGCCAAGCCGGCAUCUGUCCUCAUCGUGGACGACAAUGCUAUCAACCUCAAGAUCUUAUCAGCAUACAUGAAGAAACUAAAGCGCCCCUACGUGACCGCCAUCAACGGCCUCGAGUCGUCCGAGAUGUACGCCCACUGCCCGUCCGACUACUGCUGCAUCCUCACCGACAUCUCGAUGCCCAUCAUGGACGGCCUGGAGUCGGCGCGGCGGAUCCGCCAGCACGAGAGGGCCAACCGGCUGGAGCAGACUCCCAUCAUCGCCCUGACGGGCCUGGCGGGCGCGGGGAUCCAGCAGGACGCGGUGGCCAGCGGGGUUGAUAUGUUCCUGACGAGGCCGGUGACGCUGAAGAGGUUGGUUGAGGCGCUGGAAUCGGUGGGGUUGGAUUCCCAUUAA
This is a messenger RNA of Diaporthe citri, 4104 nucleotides long. RefSeq lists its product as uncharacterized. Gene Ontology annotation, biological process: phosphorelay signal transduction system; phosphorylation. Bases 1 to 4104 code for a protein of 1367 amino acids. The transcript has 5 exons. The record is from RefSeq and is a predicted model, not a curated record. Gene Ontology annotation, molecular function: phosphorelay sensor kinase activity. Lineage: Eukaryota; Fungi; Ascomycota; Sordariomycetes; Diaporthales; Diaporthaceae.